AUGAAAAAUCGAAAUCGCGUGGCACCGGAAGACGCGAAAAUCAAAGGAAUCGAGAAGAGCCCAUCGGUGUUCGAUAUUAUAUUGUUUGGCUCGAAACUCGAUGUGUUUUAUAUUUUUUUGGCGAUAUUUUGCGCAAUUUUAGGCGGUGGCAUUCAGCCAGUUGUUCUACUGAUUGGAGGCUGGAUCACUGAUCAUUAUCUCGUCAAUAAUAAUACCCCUGGAGACGAUCGAUUUUUUCGCGAUGUUUUAUUCCUCAUUUAUUGCGGUGUGAUAUCCGGUGUGAUUGCUCUAAUUCUUUGCGUAAUUCAGGGGGUUUUCAUACAGCGCGGAACACAGAACAUCAUCGAAAAACUUCGACGAGCUUAUAUUCGCGCUGUGCUUCGACAAUCCACGGAAUGGCUCGAUGAAAACCCAGCGGGAAGUUUGACAUGCAAGCUCAAUGAAAAUAUUGAUAUUAUAUCAAACGCGAUUAGCAAUCAGCUGUGCGUUUUGAUUCGCGGAUUCGCCAUGUUUCUCUCAUCGGCCAUCGCGUGCUCGUUCAUCAACGUUCCAUUGACGUUCAUCACAUUAACAAUGGGACCCAUCUCGGCGUUGAUUCUUCACGUCUCGGCGAAGGUCAACGAAUCGACGACAAGCGAGAUGCUCAAAGAGUCCGGAAAUUGUCAUACGAUUUUCGAGGAGUCGAUCAUGAACGUGAGGACCGUUCAGGCGUGCAACGGCCAAAAUUUCAUGGCAAAAAAGUUGAUGGAAGUCAAUGAGAAGCUCAAGAAGCUUCACGUUCGAAUGUUCUUCUGGAUGGGAUUUUUUGAUGGAAUGUUCCUUUUUGUCGAAUACGCGAUCACCGGUAUAUCAUUGUUCUUCGGCUGUCGCUUCUAUUUCACGGGCGUCAUUCAACGACCGGGUGACGUGAUUCUGAUUGUGAACACGAUUUGCAUUUUUGGCUACUUUUUGGGACUUCUCGGACCGCAUUUGACAACCCUUCAACAAGCCGCCGCCUCGUUCGCGCUUCUUCAAGAUGUGAUACAAUCGACGACGCCAAGCGAUGAUUUAAAGGCGCACACGACGGUGACGAGUUUAAAAGGCCACAUCGUUUUUAGAAAUGUGCAUUUCAAGUAUGCGACUCGCGACAAACAAAUAUUAAAUGGCCUCUCGUUUGAAGCUCGACCCGGUCAGACGAUUGGAUUAGUUGGAACAAGUGGAUGUGGGAAAAGUACGUCGAUUGGCCUUUUGACAAAGUUGUAUCGAGCCGAUCAAAGGGAAAUCACAGUGGAUGGGAUGAAUGUGAACAUUUUGGACGAGAGAAGUCUAAGAUCGAAUCUUGGAAUCGUUCAACAAGAGCCGAAGCUGUUUGAAGGGACCAUCAUGGAGAACAUCAAGUUGGGUCGCGAGAUAAGCGAUGAGGAGGCGAUGAAAGCGGCGCGAAUCGCCAACGCCGAUGAGUUUAUUCAAAAAUUGAGAAAUGGAUACGAGACGAAAUUGGGAACCGGCGGUGUGCAGUUGUCGGGCGGACAAAAGCAGCGAAUCUGCAUCAGUCGCGCGUUGGCCACAUCGCCGUCGGUGCUUCUGUUGGACGAGGCGACGAGUGCUCUCGAUUCGCACAGCGAAUCCGUUGUCAAUGCCGCUUUACAAAACGCGUCGAUCGGACGAACGACAAUCGUGAUCGCUCAUCGAUUGAGCAGCUUGAAGAACGCCGAUCGGAUCUAUGUGAUCGACAAUGGAAGAGCCGUCGAAUCGGGUAGUCACGACGAGCUCAUCGCCGCCGAUGGGUUGUACGCGCGACUGGCGAGAGCGCAAGACAUCGAGCAGAGGGAAUCAAAUGGUGUUGAUGAUGAUGAUGGUGAUGAUGGUGUUGGUGCGAAUUUGGCGAAUGGCGCAGACGGUGCACAUAUGGCGAAUUUCGAUGAGACACCUGAAAAUGAUGACAAUGAUGUUGUUCGAGAUCUCGGCGACAAGCGAAUCAAUUUGGCCGGAUUGCGACUUUUCAAAUCUUAUCGAAAGCAUCGAGCAGCGGCGAUUUUCAUUUUCUUGUUGAUGAUUCCCAGAUGUGUCGAACUCACCUGCUAUGGCCUCUGCCUCUCAUUGGCAUAUUAUACGUUAGAGCAAAAUAGCGACAAUUACAUGCGAUGGGCUCUCAUCACGCUCGCCGAACCGACUAUAAUGGGCGCAAUUAUUUGGCUUAUUACGGUUACUAAUCAAACUGCUUGCGAUAUUGUGAACGACGUCAAGACUACAUUACUUCAUCGUCUGCUUCAUAGGCCUUCCGUUUAUUUCGACAAUCCGAAAACGUCGCCAGCAUCAUGUGUAUCAAAAAAUUUCAAGCAACAUAAGCAAUGUUAUUGCGGUAUGUGCGUCGAUCAUCGCUCAAUCCGAUUCGCGUUGUUCGUUUUUUCGAUCAUAAUGUCACUUCUGCUCGCGUUUCCCUUCGUUUGGGAGAUCGGUCUCGUUGGCCUACUGGUCACAAUCUCAUACGGGAUUGUGUCGUUGUAUUUCGUGAAUUCCGCUCAUAAUUUGCACAUUGAGAAGGUUGUCAAUGAUAAAAGCGGUGUGUUUGCGAUUGAGAUCAUUGAGCAAGUGCGCUCCAUUAAAAUAAUGGCCGUCGAGAAAUAUUUCGAAUCACGUUUUGACGAGCUUCUCACCGCCUCCGAAGCCUACGAGAAACGAAUUGGAUUCGCUUCGGCGUUGAAUUUUGCCUCGACGCAAAGCUUCGUGUUUUUCGCCGACAUGCUCUUAUUCUACAUCGGCACACUGUUGAUCUACUACGGCAAAUACAAAUCGAAUCGGAUUUUUCUCGCGUUCAACGGCGCCCAAAUGUCGGCGUGGAGCGUCAUGUACUUCGCGCCCUACAUUCCCGAAAUCGUCAGCGCCUCGGCGGCCGCCAAUCAUAUUCUCGAGCUGCUUCGCUCGCCGACGGAUCGCAUCGACGGCGAGAAGUGCGCGAGGCCCGACAUCGACGGACGCGCCAAAAUCGACAACGUCUCGUUCGCGUAUCCGUCGAUGCCGCGGAAGGCCGUCUGCAAGAAUCUCACCAUCGACAUCGCGAAAGGCUCGUCGAUUGCGCUUGUCGGCUAUUCGGGAUCGGGAAAAAGCACAAUUGUCGCAUUGCUUGAACGAUUUUAUGAAGUCGAAGAGGGAAAAAUUACGAUCGGGACCACUCCAAUUGAUAAUAUUGAUCUGUUUCAUUUGAGGUCAAAUAUUGCAUUAGUUUCCCAAGAGCCCGUCCUUUUCAAUGCUUCGAUUUUCGAAAAUAUAACACUGGGCCUUGAAGGGGUCACAUUAGACGAUGUUCGCGAAGCUUGUGAAUGUGCAAAUGCUUCGCAAUUUAUUGAAAAUUUUCCAUCGGGCUACGAUACCAUCGUGGGCGAGGGUGGCGGCUCAUUGUCGGGCGGGCAGAAGCAGCGGAUAGCCAUCGCUCGCGCGAUAGUCCGAAAGCCCAAGAUUCUAUUGCUCGAUGAAGCGAACAGCGCAUUAGACGCCGAAUCGGAUCGGAUUGUGCAAAAUGCUCUACGAUCGGCUAGUCAAGGACGAACCAGCAUCACGAUUGCCCAUCGAUUAAGCACUGUUCAAAAUUGUGACAUGAUUUACUACAUUUGCGAUGGUCGAAUCACCGAGAGCGGAACGCAUUCCGACCUGCUCAAACUCAAUGGAAAGUAUGCGAAGCUCGUGGCGGCUCAAUCACUCUCCUAG
Messenger RNA from Caenorhabditis bovis, 3684 nucleotides. The record is from the annotation of a GenBank genome assembly. Lineage: Eukaryota; Metazoa; Nematoda; Chromadorea; Rhabditida; Rhabditidae.